UGAUGGUGGUGAUGGUGGUGGUGGUGGCGGCAGCUGAGCCCAUCUCCUGGACGGGUAACACGAAGAGAGGCCUGUCAUUCCAAUCAGAGAACCUCCCUACAGAUGACUCGUACGCCUCCCUCUACCUGACCUCCAACAUGACCUCCACCGCCGACCUCUCCAUGUGUGUGUGGGUGAAGGUGCUGCACUUCAAAGAGUCAUCGUCGUAUUUGUUGUCUUAUGCCACCUCUGACCUCAACAAUAAUGAGAUGAACUUAGCUAUCAAACCGUCCCAAUUAAUGAUUGCGAUAGGAGGAACUUACCUGCAUCAGAAAAAGACGCCACUAACCUACCUGCCUGAUGUCUGGUACCAUAUCUGCUUCGUCACCAGCCAACAGGACUCAAGGGGUACUUUUUAUCUGAAUGGGAAGAAGUCAACCUCGUUCAAACUCCCUAAGAGAGACAUACUACUGAACGGCUCCCUGACACUCGGACAAGAGGCUGACAAGGUGAACGGCGGGUACCAAGCCCAACAGUCCUUUUCUGGGAUCAUUACGGGCUUCAACAUGUACUCAAGACAACUACGUGGAGAGGAGGUGGAGGCGCUAGCUGGCUGUGAGGUGGAGGAGGUGGAAGGUGACCUGGUAGGGUGGAGGACUGCUGUUUGGUCUGUGAAUGGUGACGUCACACAGGUGGAUCUCAGCGUGGAGGAGUACUGUACCCCUGAAAGGUUUCGGUUCACGGUCUUUCCCCAGCGUCGGAAGUACACUGUAGCACAUGUCUUCUGUACCAAGUUGAAGACCUCCCUCGCUGUGCCCAAGAAUAGCGAGGAGAACACCGCCCUGUAUGACGCCUCUGUGAUCCUGGUGGAGAGAUGUCAGCCAGCCAAUCAUGCCUUUCUCUAUUUCUGGUUGGGUGCUUAUGAGAUGGACAAUGGCAUUUGGACUGAUGCCAAGGGCUCACGUCUCAACUUUACCAACUUCGACGACACCACCAUUAAGAAAUCAAAGAACUGCUCAGGGUUUAAAGUCCCACCUUAUACUGAAAACUGGGACCAAAUCUCCUGCACUUCAACUUAUGAGUUCUGUAUGGGGUGUGAGGAGGUGGAGCCAACUGUCCUGAAGAUGCGGGGGUUGUGUGAGCAGUACCUACAGUCAACCUACUUAAGAUUAGAACAGCACAAGGGACAAAUGCCAGCCUUUAGAGGCUUUACUAAAUACUACAUCUCAUUCGACGGGAACCACACGUGGAGUUUGAUCAAUAUGUGGUCAAGCGAGGCGGUGGCGACUUAUUUUACCUACGAGUCAGAUUUACCUUUAGGAAGACGGGAUUGGCGGACCACUGCUGACUUUCAACUGUGUGACAAGCCUGCUGGAGAGAAGCACCUGUUAUCCCUCUCCGCUUGUUACGACCACGAGUAUACCUGUGAUGAAGGCACCUGCAUCAACCUGACCCAGCGGUGUGACCUGAGGGUAGACUGUCCCGAUAAUACAGACGAGACGGGGUGUGAUAAGCUCUCCCGACCUCCUGAGUACCUCCAUUCUCUCCCUCCUCCUGGGGUCGAGUUGGGUCCUCUAUCACUCAAUACCUCUGUUACUCUGAAGGGGUUUUCACAGGUAGACAUCCGGGACAUGAAAUUAACGGUGGACUUCUCAAUCAUCAUCACCUGGUUUGACCUCCGCUUACGGUACAAGAAUCUCAAGGAUCUAUCUGACCUUAACUUUAUCCAGCCGUCAUUAGUAUGGACCCCGUCGCUGGAGUUGGUGAACGCUGAUUUCCCCAAUACCUACAAGACAGCGGCAGUACUGACAGUCGUUCGCCAGUCACCCCCUGAAGAAGACGAUCCCAGGCUACCUGCUCAUGACGAGCUGUAUGAAGGCAGUAAAAACCCAUUACGCCUUAACCAGAAGUUCAACGCGCCCUUCUCAUGCACAAUGGACCUUCGGAAUUUCCCCUUCGACAACCAACACUGUAGCCUACUUCUGCGUCUUACCUCCGCCCGCUCGGAUUUCCUUCGGUGGCACAAGAUGACUGUUGAUUACCCUGGAGAGGUCCUGCUAACGGAGUACGAGGUGGGGAAAUUCAGCAUCGACAGACAGACUAUAGACGAAUACAGCGUCGCUAGAGUGAAAAUCAACUUCUCACGACGCUACGGUUAUUACCUCCUCUCCGCCUACCUGCCCACGGUGAUGUUAAUGAUCAUCAGCUACGCCUCUCUCUACUGUAAGCGGGAGAGUCGUGACCUGAGGGUGAUGAUGGCUCUUACUACUCUGUUGGUUCUAUAUGCUCUCUAUCAACAGACCCUCUGAUGGGUUGCCCAAGACCUCGUAUAUUAAAGCUAUAGAUGUCUGGUGUUUGUUCGCUAUUACGUUUAUCUUCUCACAGGUAAUAUUCCACGUGGCUAUAGACGUCAACCUACUGUGGCUACGUCAAUUACGUCACUCGUCACGCAUCAAGGUGGAUGAAGUCGGGCCGCCAUCGGGAGGAUGUUGUA
Messenger RNA from Homarus americanus (American lobster), 2473 nucleotides. RefSeq lists its product as uncharacterized. Gene Ontology annotation, molecular function: neurotransmitter receptor activity; protein binding; transmembrane signaling receptor activity. NCBI's taxonomy places the organism in Eukaryota, Metazoa, Arthropoda, Malacostraca, Decapoda, Nephropidae. Gene Ontology annotation, cellular component: membrane; synapse; neuron projection. The record is from RefSeq and is a predicted model, not a curated record. The transcript is spliced from 14 exons. The coding region runs from base 3 to 2288 and encodes 761 amino acids. Gene Ontology annotation, biological process: regulation of membrane potential; chemical synaptic transmission; signal transduction.